Messenger RNA from Anoplophora glabripennis (Asian longhorned beetle), 1389 nucleotides. RefSeq lists its product as uncharacterized. Lineage: Eukaryota; Metazoa; Arthropoda; Insecta; Coleoptera; Cerambycidae. The record is from RefSeq and is a predicted model, not a curated record. The coding region runs from base 1 to 1389 and encodes 462 amino acids. Gene Ontology annotation, molecular function: nucleic acid binding; RNA-DNA hybrid ribonuclease activity. The transcript has a single exon.
AUGUAUAAAGGAAUUGUACGUUCACAUCUCGAUUAUGGUUCACAGCUGAUGAAACCCUGCCCGAAACAAGUCCUUGCCAAAUUGGACAAAAUGCAAUACCAAGCACUAAGAAUCGUGACAGGAUGCAUGAGGUCCACCCCAACUAACGUACUAUUAGCAGAGUGUGCUGAAAUGGCACUGGAGUACAGGAGGAAGUGGUUAGCAAGUAAAUUUGUACUAAAAAUAAUCGCAGAACAAGAACACCCAAUCUCAGAACUAUUACUAGAACUGGACAGCUACUGUCAAUCCAAACGAGGUUACUGGACACGGAGGGAGGUGCCAUACAUUAUUGAAGCGCUAGAAGAAGUAGAUCAACAUGCGAACAACAUACAUGCGGAAAAAAUCCUACCAUGUUUCGAAAUAGAACACGUACAUCAGAUAACUCCAAUUGAAGUUGCUAACAUUAACAACGACAGAGCGCAAAUAAACAGCAACAAAGAAUUUCUAAGUAUAUUUGGACCAAAGUUUGAACAGCAUACCUGGAUCUUCACCGAUGGUUCUCUCGACAAAAAUCAAGGAAACGUGGGACUAGGAGUGUUCAUCCCAAGCAUCAACCACAAAUUUUCAGCAAGACUUCCUCAACUCACACAAAUAUGCACUGCAGAAGUUAUAGCGAUAAACAAAGCCAUUACCAUAUGCCUAGAGAGGAACCUGGACAAGUCAGUAAUAUUCUCGGACUCAAAGUCAGCUCUACAAAAAAUCUCGAGCACGGAAAUCAACAAAGAUAGGGACCACAUUUCUCUGAAAACAAAAAGAAUGUUGUUAGAAGCAGAGGCAAACGGCUGCGAAAUCAAAUUGGCAUGGAUUCCGGGUCACUCCAACAUCCAUGGGAACCUAGUGGCAGACACACUGGCAAACAUUGGAAGAAAUUCUGAAAAUCAAGUAGAAGUAGAACUAGACAAAAAUGAUGUCCUACCAACAAUUAAGCAGCAAAUACAGGCUAAAUGGAAACAAGAAUGGAAAUUGAGUACAAAUUCACGAGGUUUCAGCUAUGCACAGAUAAUAAAGGAGUUCCCAAGUUCCCCAUGGUUCACCUUGUUUCCAUAUAAGGACAGAAGGCAUCUAACAACGAUAAUUAGAAUGAGAACAGGUCAUUGUUUAACCAACAAGCAUCUGCACAGAAUAGGAAUUCUGACUCACCCGUAUUGUGAAUGUGGACAGGUGGGUGACUUAAAUCACAUCAUAUUGGAAUGUCCACUAAAUAAGAAUCCUAACUUUGACUUAUAUCAGGAAUUAUCCAAAGCUGGCACGCAAAACCCCUUUUCGAUUACCACUUUGAUAGAAAAACUUAAUUAUCAAACGAUCUCCAUACUGUUGAAGUUCUUAAAUCUUUGCUGUGUCAAAUUGUAA